CGACUUCGAAAUGGGAAAAAUUUUACGGGAAAAUGUUUUAAGCAAGGAUUGCCUCCCUUGGUAGAAAUAGUUUUCUUUUUUCUUUUAUUUGUUUCUUUAACAAUCUGAAAAUCGUUUGGAGAGAGGAAAAUGGAACGAAGCUAGAGUUUGAAUUUAUUUAUUAUUCUUUCUCUUACACUCGUCGUGUUUUCUGCAAUAAGGAAAUGUUACCUUAACGGCAGCUAGUCGAUUUGCUUCAGUUUUGAUUUUCGGGAUCAUUUUUAUAGAUGGAACGUGUUUUGCGCUGUCACCGCUUCUAAUAAUGGCGAGGUGAGAGCUGCUUGUUGAUGUUGUUUUAGAAGAGAUUAAACUCCAUGCCGAGAUAGAGAAAUUAUAUUCAAUACUGGAGAAAAUACGGACUCUCCUUUUUCGGAAGUCGAUCAUUUUACACUGCAGCACGUAUCUUAAUCACCAAAUUGAGGCACCGAGGCUGCGUUCAACCCGAAAACACACGCUUUCUUGAUAUUAUAUAUUUAUAUUUUUUAUUACUUUCUCAUGAAAAACUGUGGCUGAAAAAAGCUCCGCUGCUUUACAACGGGUUUUCUCCUCCUGCUGUUACGACGACGAGGGAGGGUAGCCGUUACCGAAACCCUCAUUUUCUGCUUUCCCUGACUAUAUCUGACCGUCCCUCUAGAUUCUGCCGUGUCGUCCCAAAAACCAACAAACAUGGUUCCCCUCGAAGGGAACCAUUUUAAAAGGGAAUACCCCACCCGAUGUGCGACUUAAAAGCAUCUUACGUAUGGUUGGCAUUUAGCCAGCUUCCCUUCCGAUGCUGCUUUGGUGAAAGAAUCUUCUCGAAAAAGCAUCGUUUCUCUGGCCAAAGUUGUCUGCAGCAUCCAGGACAGAAGCGAAUUUCUAUUUUAAACUGUUACAAGUCGUUGAUUGUGGUUUUAUUCUUUGGCGCUGCAGAUCCACUGAAAGAACUAGUGUAUCUCUCACAGAAUCAAUGACUUUAGACAAUCUAAUGGUCGUUGAAUCUGAAGCAAAGAAUCAAACUGGAACAGAUAGCUCCAGGAAUGUCACAUUUGAAUCCAGUAACUCGGCAAGUGACGCGUGUCUACAGGACAACACCUCCAAGAGCUCGUGUGAAAACAAUGCUUCUAUAUGCAAGUUGGAAGCUUCUGGUUCUGAAAGUCUUUCCCCUAUAGAAUUAGGUGAAGGCCAUUCUUUAGCUGCCGAUUCUCUUUCGGAGAACUUCAAACAUGACGUCAGAAUCUACGAAACUGCUCAAAAUGCCAUCAUUGAAUUGUUACAGAAGACCAAGAAAGCCGACGAAGAAGACGGCACUUUUGAGAAUGUGACAAACGAAACGAGAGUUGCCACUGAUAGCAUUCAGGGGUUGAGUGAUUUUGAUGAAAUUGAGGACGAAGACGAAGAGGAUGGUGCAAGCAGCGAAUUAGAGACGACACAGAGAACUCUUGCUGGACUUGUGGAAUUGUCGGGCAACCUUUAUGAAAUUUCAAACUUUCCUCAAAAUCCUUCGAAAGAAGAUUUCAACGAAACCAACUGUAUUGAAAAUAAUGUUUCAGGAGAACUCGGUACAGUUGAAGGAGGCCACGCCUAUAUAACAACAGACUCCGUAGGAAAUUUGGAGAUUUAUGGGGGGAAAUCUACUGUCGAUGCAGAGAUUCUAACAAACAGUAUUGUUGAUUGUGAAAGUUCUACCAAUGAUAGAAGUCAGGGAGAGGAGAAUUAUGUGGAUUCGAUGAGUGAAAAUGAUGCCACUGUAAAUAUAAUUGCAACAUUAGAUACUGAGGAGUCCAAUGAAAUCCACACUCGUAUGAAGCAGAUAUUGGAUGGUUCCGGAACGAGUGAGCCCACAAAUAUAGACAACUGUGAGAAAGGACUCUGUGAUUCUACUGCUGCAGCUGCUGCUGGUUUUGAGAACAAAAUUUGUGAUUCUGGAGGCUUGGAGAAUUCUUCCGGUGGAGAAAGCCUGUCGGAAAGUGUUGGCAUCGGUGCGAGAGAAAGCAACCCACCGCGUGGAGAACAACACAACGACAUUUGCAGUCGAGUAAAUUCAAAAGGCAAUAUUUGUGAAAGUGUCCUUCCAAUGGACAAUAUUUGCGGCGCUGAUGUUGCUAUGAACGAUUUGUGUGAGGCAGACCUUCCUAUGUCAGAUAUGUGUGAACCAGAAAUCCCUAUCAGUGACGUGUGUGCUGCAGAGAUACCAAUGGCUGAUGUGUCUGAUAUUGCAAUGCAAGACAUCUGCGAAUCUGAUAUUCAGAUGAAUGCCAUAUGUGAUAGCGAUAUCUCUAUGAAUAACAUUUGCGCCUCUGAUAUCCAGAUUGGCACAGUGUGUGGGCCAGAAAUUACCAUGAGCAAUAUCUGUGGCACCGAUAUUGGGAUGAAUAAUGUAUGUGUGGCUGAUAUUUCAAUGAGCAAUAUCUGUGUAGCCAACAGUCCUGGCAAUAAUAUCUGUGUAUCGGAUAGUCCUGGGACCCAUAUCAACUUCGCUGGAACCAGUAUUUGUACAUCGGACAGUCCCGGUAAUAUAUGUGUCACCGAUAGUUUAACCAAUAAUAUCUGCACCCAGGAAGUUCUUGCUAAUAACAUCUGCGCCACGGAUGCUUUGGGAAAUACAAUUUGCACAGCAAUUACACUUGAGAACAACAUCUGUGCCACCGACAUAUCAAACCUCUGUGUAGCGAGUGUGGCAAAGAACGUCAACCAAGAAGCAUUAACCAACUCCGAUGGCAGUGUGGCCAGCAUUUGCCAGACUGAUACCCAGGGUGGUUUGGUUGAUGUAAGCAUGAUCAAAACGGAACCAGCCAGCAGCAAUACGUACGGGGUUUGUCUGACUCAGAACCAAACAAACGACCAGGUUGCCGAGACAACGGCACCGGAUGCUACUAAGAAGAAAAGACCAAGUCGACCAAAGUCAUCGGUACCCGAGACUUGUACUGUUUGUAACCGAGUGUUUACAAAUUCAACCAGUUUGAAGAAACACAUGAAAACCCAUUCGGGUGAGAAACCGUUUGAAUGUGAUGUUUGUAAAAAAUGUUUCCAGGAACCAAGCAACUUGAAGCGACACAAGAUCAUCCACUCAGGUGAGAGGCCGUUUAAAUGUAAAGUUUGUGAGAAAGCAUUUUCACAGUCGUAUACGCUGACCAGACACAUGCGCACUCACAAACCCAAAACAGAAUCUGUUGAGACGGUCAACGCUACAAGCGGAGCAGUUGUCACGACCACCGACAGCACCGUUGCGAUCAGUGAAAAUGGAUCUGAAGACCUGAAACCAUUGGCUACCAGCAGUUGUGUUUCUGCUCUGCCAGCUAUUAGUUCGUGUGUUACUGCUUUACCUGCGAUCAGUACCUGUAUGACGGCCCUGCCAUCAAUUAGUACAUGUAUUACAGCUCUGCCAACUAUUAGUACAUGCAUGACUGCUCUACCGACUAUAGGUACUGUACUACCAACUAUCGGCACCUGCGCCACGGUGCUGCCGACCAUCAGCACCUCAGGCACCACUGUCUUACCUAUGAACAACAACACCAUACUCCAGGGCAACAACGCUUGCCUGGCAGUUAUUACAAACAACGGAGAGACUGUGUCUUCAGUUGGCAACAUUUGCACAGCUGGACUUGUUAACACCAUAUUGGCUGCUGCAAGCUCAUCUGACAACCUCGGCAAUGGUUUGUGCGCUGCCGAGGGCCCCACAGUUGAAAUAGAGAGCAGUAUGUGCUCUCCUACUGAACUUGCAGUUGCCGUGUGUGGCACCGACGUCUCCAAGAACAGUGGAGGCGAAUCAACCGUAUCUUCCAAGGAAUCGGAAACUUUUGAUUUGGAUACUCUCAGGGAAAAUGUUGAAUCUGCUUCGGUGGAAGCUGUUGUUGAUGGGAACCAGGUGUCUGAGGAGGGGCUGUUGGAGGAGAACAAGAUGGUGGUGUGUAAAGUGGAACCAAUAGAUAUUCAGAACGAAAUAUUUGAGACGGCAGAAACGAUCAAAACUGAAGGUGGCGUGAACAGUAACAGCAAUGGUAGCAGUGCCAACGGACAGAAGAAGAAGAAGAAAGCGAAUCGCUCCAAGUCAGUGGUUUCAGAAGCUUGCGCUAUUUGUAGCCGGGUGUUUACGAAUCUGACAACUCUAAAGAAACACCUGAAAACUCACACAGGGGAGAGGCCAUUCGAGUGUGAAGUGUGUCACAAAUGUUUCCAGGAGCCGAGUCAUUUGACCAGGCACAAAAGAAUUCAUUCUGGAGAGAAACCAUUUAAGUGCAAAGUCUGUGAGAAGGCCUUCUCCCAGUCGUACACGCUGACCCGGCACAUGCGAACACAUUCCGGCGAACGCCCGUUCAAGUGUGAUGUCUGCAGCAAGGCCUUCUCCCAGUCCUACACACUUACUGUACACAGGCGGACACACUCCACCGACCGACCUUAUGAGUGUGAGAUAUGUCACUCCAAGUUCUUUGAGGCGUCCCAUCUCACUCGCCAUUUCCGGACACACAUAGGAGAACAGCACUUCACCUGUGAACUUUGUCAUAAACACUUCUAAAGGAAGGAAGGUGCCUUGGCCUUCACUUCGUGCUGGAAAAACAUAGAAUUCAAAAAAA
Messenger RNA from Octopus sinensis (East Asian common octopus), 4589 nucleotides. RefSeq lists its product as uncharacterized. Bases 986 to 4531 code for a protein of 1181 amino acids. Gene Ontology annotation, cellular component: nucleus. The record is from RefSeq and is a predicted model, not a curated record. The transcript has 3 exons. NCBI's taxonomy places the organism in Eukaryota, Metazoa, Mollusca, Cephalopoda, Octopoda, Octopodidae.